This is a messenger RNA of Prorocentrum cordatum, 1272 nucleotides long. NCBI's taxonomy places the organism in Eukaryota, Dinophyceae, Prorocentrales, Prorocentraceae. The record is from the annotation of a GenBank genome assembly.
AGCCUUUGGCUCUGGUCGGGUCUGGCCUGGCGCCACGGACUGGUGAUGGCCGCGGUCCGUCAAUUAAGCUGCGGAGGAUGCAGCAGGACGUGCACCAGAAAAGACAAUGAGUGGAGCGGCGCGGGGGUGCAGCAAAAUGCCGCGAAGGGUGACCCUGGAAGGGGCGGGUACCAGCUCAUGACGUCGUACGCCCCUGGAGCCCACGGCGGCGGAAACUACACCCUCGAGGCGGCGGACGCGCCAGCCACCGCGGACACCUGCCCUCCGAUCGCUCGGAAGCUCUGCCUGGGCUCCGUGGUCGUCCUGGCAUGCUCGCUGGCCGCCGCCUACGAGCUCCACGCCCGGGGCCUCCUCCGCCCUCGCGGCCUCCGCACUCCCUGGGCCGCCGGCGGCGGGCCGCUCCCCGGGGGAGUCGCGCCCGAGCCGCCCGCGGUGCCGCGUGGCGCCGAGGGCGGCGCCGGCUCGGCGCCCGGCCUGGCGCCCGAGCGGCAGAUGGAGCAGCCGCCGCCGCCCAGCACCCGAGGCGCGGGCGUGGGCGCGGAGGCCGCGGGGCAGGCCGCCACCACCACGCCGCAGCCGUACGACUGCCUGAAGGACUUCCUCGACUGGGAGCGGCUGUGGCCGCCGAAGAAGCAAGCGUACUGUUGCUGGCAGUACGAGUACGGAUGCCUGGCCGCCGCGCCGGAGGUCUGGGCCAGCCCCUCGACGCAGGCCCUUGCUGCCCCGCCGCCCCCGCCGUCGGAGGCCCUGCAGGCCGAGGCCGCCCCCGCGCUCCCGCCGCCGCCCCCGCGGGCCGCGGCCGCCCAGGGCGCGCCGCCGGCGCCGCCGGCCGCGAGCGCCGCCAGCCCCGCGCGCGGGGCCUCGGCGCGCGCCGCUCGCCUGGGCGGGGCGGCCGCGCAGGAGUCUGAAGCAGUGAAGAGGAGCCGCGUGCAGUACCUGGCGAGCCGCUUCGGCAGGCCAGGCUCCUGCAGGGCGGCCCUGGCCACUGUGAGCCGCGACUGCGCGGCCUGCGCCGCCUGCCCCCUGGAGGAAGCCGGGUGCCAGGACCCGGCGCCCGAGGCCAGCGGCUCGGGCGUGGCGCCCCGCCCGGACGUCGGCGAGCAGCGGGGCGCCGACGCCGUGGACCUGGCCGCCGCGCUGCUGAACUGCAGCGCGGGCGACAGGAGGCGUGGCUGCCAGGGCGGGCUGACCACAAAUGUGAUGCGGACGAUGAACCGAACGGUCUCUGGCAGAGCGAUAUUCCUCGCGGCGAGCCGGGGCGAGGUGUCCUGA